GAAGAAGGGGAAGGCAUCUGAACACAAAGACCAGCUCUCCAGGCUGAAGGAGAAGGACCCAGAGUUCUACAAGUUCCUGGAGGAGAACGAUCGCACGCUGCUGAACUUCGAUGCCUCCGACAGCUCUGAUGAGGAGGGGGCCUUGCACAUCCCCCCAGAUACACUGGAGGAAGCAAGUGAUGAAGAUGAUGAUGAUGAUGAAGAAGAACAUGAAAAAGUCAAACGGAAGAGAGUUUCUCUCAUCCCUGUGAGCUUGAAAAUGGUUGAAGAAUGGAAAAAAGCUGCAGAGAGAAGGCCAACUCCAAAACUUUUCCAUGAAAUCACUCAAGCCUUUAAAGCAGCUGUAGCAACCACUAAAGGAGAUACUGGUGGGGCUGAUCCCAGCAAGUUUCAAGUCACUGAUGCUGCAGUGUUCAAUGCCUUGGUGUCCUUCUGUGUCCGGGACCUCUUCCGCUGCCUGCAGAAGCUGCUUCUUCUGAAACCUCCAAAAAACAAACUCAAAAUGGUUCUCCCUUCCACCAGCCCACUUUGGAGCAAGCUGAGACUGGACAUAAAGGUGUACCUCAGCUGUACCAUACAGCUCCUGUCUUGUUUAACAGAAGCCUCAGUCGGUGCAGCAGUCCUCCAGCACGUCAGUUCCAUAGUGCCUUAUUAUUUGUCCUUCCCAAAGCAGUGCCGUGCACUUCUCAAGCAAGCAAUUACUUUGUGGAGCACGGGUGAGGAAACAGUGAGAGUGUUGGCCUUCCUUGUGCUGAACAAGAUCUGCCGCUACAAGAAGGAGAUGUACUUAAGUCCCUUGCUCAAGCAAAUGUACAUUGCCUUCGUGAAGAACUCCAGGUUCACCUCUCCCAACGUCCUGCCCCUGAUCAGCUUCAUGCAGCGCACGCUGACGGAGAUGUACGCCCUGGACCCCCCCACCUCCUACCAGCACUCCUUCCUCUACAUCCGCCAGCUGGCCAUCCACCUCCGCAGCGCCAUGACCCUGCGCAAGAAGGAGAACUUCCAGUCUGUGUACAACUGGCAGUACAUCCACUGCCUGUAUUUCUGGUGUCGGGUUCUCAGCACAAUCUACCCCAGUGAGGUCAUGGAGCCAUUGAUCUACCCUUUGACACAGGUCAUCAUUGGCUGUAUAAAGCUGGUACCAACAGCUCGUUUCUACCCCCUGCGCAUGCACUGCAUCCGUGCCCUGACACUGCUGGCUGAGAGCACCAGGACCUUCAUCCCAGUGCUGCCAUUUCAGUUGGAAAUUUUCCAACAAGUGGAUUUCAACAAGAGGCCAGGACGUAUAAGUGCUAAGCCUAUCAACUUUGCAGUGAUCUUGAAGCUCUCCAAUGCCAACCUGCAGGAGAAAGCCUUCAGAGAUGGACUCAUUGAACAGCUCUAUGACCUGAUGCUUGAGUAUCUCCAUUGCCAAGCCUACAGCAUUGGAUUCCCAGAGCUGGUUCUCCCCACGAUCAUUCAGCUAAAAUCUUUCCUGAAGGAAUGCAAGAUUGCCAACUACUGCAAGCCUAUCAGGCAGCUCCUGGAGAAGCUGCAGGAAAACUCUGCUUACAUCUCCAGCAGGCGUCAGAGAGCUGCCUUCGGCGUGGCCAGCAGGGAGUCUGUGGAACAGUGGGAGAAGCAGGUCAAAGAGGAGGGGACACCUCUCACCAAGUACUACGCCCAGUGGAAGAAGCUCAGAGAGAAGGAGAUACAACUGGAAAUCAGUGGCAAGGAAAGGCUUGAAGACUUGAACUUCCCAGAAAUUAAACGUAAGAAGCAAGAUGAGAGAAAGGAGGAAGAUAAGAAGGAAUUCAAGGACCUCUUUGAUCUGGACAGUGACUCUGAUGAGGAGAAUGCUGGAUUCUCUGUAAAAGGUAAAAGCAAAGCCAAGCAGGCAUCAGAUGACAGUUCAGAAGAGAGCAGCAAGGACUAUGGUGAGGAUGAUGAUGAUGAAGAAGGAGAGUAUGAAGUCGAGGAGGAUGAGGAAGAACUGGAAGACGACGACUCCGAUG
This is a messenger RNA of Merops nubicus (carmine bee-eater), 1994 nucleotides long. It is a transcript of the gene NOC2L, whose product is annotated as nucleolar complex associated 2 homolog (S. cerevisiae). NCBI's taxonomy places the organism in Eukaryota, Metazoa, Chordata, Aves, Coraciiformes, Meropidae. The transcript is spliced from 17 exons. Gene Ontology annotation, cellular component: Noc2p-Noc3p complex; nucleoplasm; nucleolus. Gene Ontology annotation, molecular function: histone binding; transcription corepressor activity. The record is from RefSeq and is a predicted model, not a curated record. The annotation marks the transcript as partial. Gene Ontology annotation, biological process: negative regulation of transcription by RNA polymerase II; ribosomal large subunit biogenesis.